AUGGCACGUAAGACAGGGAGACUGCGGGGCAGAAGAGUAGCUACCAAACCCAAAGAAAUCGAGAAGGAGACUGAAGUCACUGAGGAAAUAGUCAAGAAUGACGAAGACGAUGAUUAUAUAGAAGAUGGAGAAGAAGUCGAUGAAGUUGACGUUGAAGAAGAAGAAGAAGAAGAAGAAGAAGAUGAUGAUGAUGACGACGACGAUGAGCAAGUUAGAAGUAGAAGAGCUACACGGAAACGUAAAGCUGCAGCGUUACAGGACGAAGAAAGAAAUAGUGAAGAUGAAAACGAGCAGAAUUCAACUCAACAGGAGAAAAGACAAAAGCAAGAACCUGAAGAAGAAGAAGGUGAAGCCAAAGGAGAAGGAGAAGCCGAAGGAGCAGGAGAAGGGGAUGAAGACGAAGACGACGAGGACGAAGAGGAAGAAGAUGGUGAUGAAGAUGAAGGUAACGAGGAAUCUAAAUUAACAAAUAAACCCGAGAGGAAAGUCCCUAAGAAAAGAGGUCGUAAAAAGUUAAGAAUCACAGUACUUGAAGAUGGAGCAUUUGACGAAGAUGGGAACCCUCUUAAUAUCAGAGAUGAGGAAGUUAUCAUUGAGAAUGAGGACCCCAAAGGAUUGGAGAAGGUUGAUGAGUUGGGGUUCUUAAAAGGUGGUAGAAGAUACAGAGUUAAAACCUUCACUAUAUUAAAUCACGGAGAUAAACAAUUUAUGGUUUCCACUGAACCCGCGAGAUUGGUUGGCUUCAGAGAUUCUUAUUUAUUAUUCAAGACUCAUCGAUCAUUAUUCAAAAAGGUAUGCAAUUAUGAAGAGAAGAUGGAUUUGAUUGAAAGACAUAUUAUUCCAAACUCUUAUAAAGGUCGGUCAGUAAAUUUAGUAACUGCUAGAUCGAUAUUUCGAGAAUUUGGUGCAAAGAUCAUUUAUGAUGGUAAAAAAGUCAUAGAUGAUUUCUGGGAACAAAGAGCUAUUGAUAAUGGUGAUAUUCCUGGAACUUAUGCUGAUCCAACAGAGGUUAGACAUGUGAUUCCUUCAGAAUCAGAAAUUCCAUCUGGUUCAGGAAACACCCCUGUAAGUUCAACUACUCUAUUCAAUUAUCAACAUGAUCCAACUUGGAUGUAUCUGAUUGCUGCUCAAACACGAGAAUAUAACACAAAAUUAUUAGAGCAACGGAGCCUGGUGAUUAUACGUGGGUUGAAAGAUGUCUAUACUGGCUUGACCUUCUAUCCAUUAAGUACACAACCUACUAAAUCAACAUUAGUAAAGGUUGAAGAUUCAAAAGAUACAGUUUAUGAAGCUUACGUGGAUAAUCCUAACAUCCUCAGAAAAUAUACCGGCUUAAGUACAAUUCCAAAGAAUAUAUUGGAAGAAUUAGAUGAUCAAGAGUUACUCAAUGAGAUCAAAUCUCAACAGGAUUAUGAAUUACUGUUAAAAUAA
Messenger RNA from Lizanozyma spartinae, 1431 nucleotides. It is a transcript of the gene NPL6, whose product is annotated as Npl6p. The transcript has a single exon. NCBI's taxonomy places the organism in Eukaryota, Fungi, Ascomycota, Pichiomycetes, Serinales, Debaryomycetaceae. Gene Ontology annotation, molecular function: chromatin DNA binding. The record is from RefSeq and is a predicted model, not a curated record. Gene Ontology annotation, cellular component: nucleus. Bases 1 to 1431 code for a protein of 476 amino acids.